Messenger RNA from Hyalella azteca, 4014 nucleotides. RefSeq lists its product as uncharacterized. The coding region runs from base 85 to 4014 and encodes 1309 amino acids. The record is from RefSeq and is a predicted model, not a curated record. The transcript is spliced from 5 exons. Lineage: Eukaryota; Metazoa; Arthropoda; Malacostraca; Amphipoda; Hyalellidae.
AGUCUCGACUCUCGUGACAGACGAAUUUCCAGUACUUUGAUAUCAUUUAUUAGCUGAACCAAAAAAGAAAACAGUCUUGAAAAAAUGUCUUUGGAUGAGGAUGUUUUGACCCUAUUGCGUGACACAUACCUAUUCUUCACAAUUUCUACCUCAGCAGAAAGUCUUUCUGAUGAUCUUCUUAUUCAGGUCUAUAUGCGGCUGUUACAAGUGUUGGACUCUAACUAUGAGCCUAUGAGCAGCGAGCUACAGCCUACUGAGGCGCUGAAGCACAUCUACAGGUCCCUGCGGCACCUGGAGCUGCAGUACCUGGUGAAAGAGAACAGUCGAGAGCUGGCCCGCACUCCCGUCCUGUGCCAAAAUCCCGGUGCCGUUGAAAGGGAUUUCGAUGACGCGGCCGAGUCUGAGCCACACAAUAACUGCGACCCAACCUCCCCUGUGUCCUGUACCAAUUCUCAUACUUCUGCCAUUCCAUCUACAGCCUUCACUUUUCCUACUCUACCAUCAACUCCAACCCAAACAGCCAAGCUUCACUUGGCACUUUCGCCAGACGCCACUUCAGUAGAUCAUCCUACUUCGGUUGUGCACAAAGAUAAUCUGAACACACCCGUUACGGACAUCGAGGCUGCCACCUGCGUUCGUCCAGGUAUGGACGUCGCUGCUAAGGACAAAAACGUGAUACCGCUGGGGCGUCAAAUUGCCCGCACGCCGCUCACCAGCAAGCUCUCGGGUGGGUCUCAAAACUCGUCUUCAUGUGAGCAGGAGGAUGACGACUGUCAAGAUCAUUUGGCUGAUAGAGAAGAUACUGCAAGUAACACUGAUGUUGAUGACCCUGAGCCAGCGGGGAGAGAUGAUGACGUACGGCGUUUAGGUCAUGAGGCUGGUGAAACCAAGGAAAAGAAAUGCAAGACUAAUUGUCACGAAUCACACGAACCAUCUGAUAGUAAUGACGUGUUUCCGAAAGAUGACGCUAAGUCGAAGAAGUUGACACAGUUAAUGAUUGAAGAAGCACCAGGUACAAAGUUCUUGUCUCCUGUCAUCGGUAAACGUAAUCGGCGGAAAAUAGAAAGCUCUCCUAGAUUUUUUCCGUUGCCGUUAAGUCCUAAAAGGCUCAAUAAACCAGAGCUUAAAACAACGUCUGAAAAAAGUUCCUCUCAGAGUUCAGAAUCUAUUCUCAAGACGGACACGGACACUGAAUUUGAUUCUGAUAAUAACAGUGAAGAUUCUGUGGACCUCAAUGACAUUGUACUUGAACCUCCAUCAGGGUUCAAUUCUCCACUGGAAGUUGAGCGAUCCAAUACACUAAGUAAUGCUGCCAGAGUACAAGCCUGUGAGAAUAAUCGGGCGAAAUCAAACAACGCAACGUUCGUUAUGAUACACGACGCGAUUCUUCCUUCGACUGAUUCAGAAGUCCUGGACGAAUUGGCCAUCUCUCCUUGUGCUCCAGCUGACACGCCCGAACAACUGCCAAUCCUUAAGAGUAAUAACCUUAAAACAUACAAGCAUGUUGUGCAAGAUAAACGAAAGACCUAUUUUGUGUCGGCGGAAGAUAAGAAUAAGAGACGAACUUACUUUGUUCUACCCGAAAAUUCUGUGAAUCCUAUGACCACAGAUAUCAAUGAAUCUCGGGAAACCUUGUUGUCCAAAGGCCUGGAUGCUAGCUCAGCUCUCAUGUCGGAAGAAUCAUUUGUUUUGAACGACGAGUCAAAAAUGCUUUCUGUACGUCAUGUCCAGCAAGUUUCUCCAUCUUCGGAAGAUCAUGUUUCUGGUCAGGCUCCUCCGCCUGAGCAGGUUCUACAGUUUGCUGCAAGUCACCGCAAGCUUUGUUCCACAGUUGUUCGCUCAAAAAGACGCAAUGGAAAGAAAUUUGCAGCUGUUAAUAUUCCUGGCGUUAACAUCUCAUCUUGUGAGCAGCAAAAAACUGAUCGAUAUAUACCCAAGCAAACCGUUGAUCAAACUGAACGUGAAGCCGCGAGCUUUGAACCUACUGAAGGCGAUAAUACUGAAGUAACAGAUAGUGACGCCAAGGAAAACACGCUAGAUCAAGAAGAUGGAAUAAGCAAACCGCCACAGCCUGGAAUGCAUGAAGCUUUUAACGAAUUAGAAGAUGACAAAUUUCCCCAAAAAUCUAGGGAAGUUCCCAGUGCUGCUGGUUCUAAAAGGCAGAACGCCACUUUCGUGGUGACCGCCGAGGAGGCAUUACCUGGGGAUCUUCCCUUUUUGGUCGUUGCGGACUCCAGCGCGUUCGAUGAUUCUGACAGCAUGUUUCCUUCUAAAUAUUAUAAGAAGAGAAAUGCUUCUCCUGCCAAAGAAUCCAGUAGUAAGCUUGAAGCAGCCUGCCCUAAAAUUCCCUCGCCCACAAAUGAAAAUCCUUCAAAAUUUAAAAAGAAAGUGAAGAAUACUCAGAAGAGGAAAGAAACUACGGAGAAAAUCGAAGACGAUCCCGCCAUUUCUAAGGGUCGCACAAGGAGGAAUGCAAAGAUGAAUCCAAAUAUCAAUGAAACUUCUAAAAAGGAUCUAGAAAUGUUGUCUGAAUGCGAAACUUUGGAUGAGAAACCAAAAAUUAUCAAUAAACGCCCUGGAAAGAAACAGAGAGUUUUUGCUACUGACACGAAAUCUGUGGUUGGAGUAGAUACUGAAGCAGACACUGAACCUUUGUUUGAAGCAGACACUGAACCUUUGGUUGACGCGGACACUGAACCUUUGGUUGAAGCGGACACUGAACCUUUGGUUGAAGUGGAUACUGAACCUCUGGUUGAAGCGGAUACUGAACCUCUGGUUGAAGCUGAUGCUGAACCUCUGGUGCCAGUGUCUGGAAAGACGAGGGGCCUGAGGAGGCCUUGCGCUGUCAUCAAUUACUGCGAAACCAGCCUCGAGUCCACGCCAAAUGCUUCUGCCGAUGCUGGCAUCAAAUCUAAUCGUAAACUUGCUAAGAAACUUGCUUUAGAAUCUAAAAAGGUUCCCACCGAGUCAACAUCUGAUGCUUCCCAGAACUUGUCAAGCUCUUCUAAUCACGAAGAAGCAAAUAUUAAGGAAACAACGAAAGAUUCAGAAAGUUUCGGAUCUCCUCAAAGUGGCGCUAAGGCUGAGGUUGUGCAAAAAAGAAAGGGAGCACGAAAAGCUGUGAAGACAGGAUCCCCUGUUGAGAAAGUUCUGCAGGGCCGUAAGCCCAGACGCAAUAAGCAACCUAAAGAAAACGGUUCUGAAGAAAAAAUAGUGAAGAAAGUUGAAGAGAAAGUUACUCGGGAGAAGCCCAUAGAUGACUUGGCCGAUUCUGAUGAUGAACCUGAAGUUGAGGUUAUGCCUGUUAGAAAUUUGCGGAAGCGAGGUGCCGUUGCUACUGCAUCUGCUGCCAUCGUUCAAACACAAGAAGCAAAUUUUGCUUCAAGCCCAGACAAAAAAGCAAGGAAGAUACGUCGCCGAAAUGAAAACACCAAUAAAAUCGAAGCGCAGGAAGAAGUUCCUUUAACGGCAGAAGCUUCCACCGUCACGACGGGUGAAAGAAAAGCUAGAGCGACGCAAAAAGGAUCGAGAUCCAAGAAAACUGAAGCGGUGAAGGUGUCUGCUAGACGUCCUGUGGCUGCUGGUAAAGAAGACGUCUCUCCAUCGAAGGGAAGUCAGCUUAAUAGAUCUGAUAGCAACAAUCUUUUCCUUAGUCCAGUUGUCGAAAAGAAAAUCUUGAGAGUUUCGAUGGGCAAACGAGUUAGUCCAGAAAGCUUCUCGCUCCCUACGAGUCCGGCUAAGAAAACUCGACUCGCCAAGGCCUCAGCUAAACAAGAAGUGGCGCCGGUUAUGGACAGCAAAAAAGCGACAGUAAAGAGCAGAUCUGUUAGCAAGGACAAAGUAGCAAAAGCUCCAGCAAAACGCGUUAUUGAGAAGAACGCUAAAAGUAAAAGCAAACCAGACGUGGACGCCAGCAAAGCUGCUUCUUCACAGUCCACUCGUCCCUCCCGCAGCUGCAAACUGAAAGCCAUGGAAAGUUUAGCAGCUGCUGCUGUUGACACGUCAGUCAACUGA